AUGGCAGGCUCAUAUGUUGUGCAAUAGACCUCAAACUCGAUGAUAACCUGAUAAGACAGAGGGGAUUUGUUAUUGCUACAUUCAAGGUCGAAUGCGUUCAUUGAUCAUGGCAUGACUUGCAGUGAUCUUCAAUUUAAAAUGUUCACUUCUGGAGAAGAAUUCCCCUCUGACAGAUACCAAACCAGUCCAAAUGGUGUUGUUAACUCUAGCUACAUGUCUUUUCCAUAUGAAGAUACUGAGGAAAGUCAUCUCAUCAGGACAAAGAAAUGUCCAACUUGUGGAGGGUCGGGUAGAUUAACUUCAGAACAAGAAAAUGACUUAGUUGCAUUGAUCCCAGUAAGAGACCGACGCCUUAAGCCAAGGAGAACUGUUUUAUAUCUGAUGAUAGCCAUCCUGCUAUGCUUGACUCUUGCAUCCGUCACAAUUGCGCUGCUUUUCCCAAGGGAUGUGACCUUUACACUUUUGGGCACUAUUCCUGUCAAUAUCACCAUCAAGCAGAGCAAUGCUACAACCCCAUUUAUAGUCAUUCAGAAUACAUUGGAAGUGAAAAACCCGAACUUCUUUGAAGUUAGCCUGUCAGCCUUAAAUCAACAAGUGACAUGGGAUGAGCACUAUGUGGUGGCAGAUGUGUCAUUUGGUAAUCAGUCAGUUGUCAUACCCCAGCGGUCAUCCAAAAAGGUACUCCGUAAUGUUACAACUUUUUAUGAAGGAGUUGAAGGCAGCAAAGUCAGAAAAGUAUGUUGCUCUUUCUUCUCCUACAAUAUGCUUCUUGUCAUCGACUCAACAGCUACAGCUUCAGGACUUACACUUUCCCAAAGCCUGUCGAAUAGAGAGUACAACUUUGUGGAUUGUGUACAAAGUGGCGACAAAUGGUGGGAUAACUGCGUAUAGCUGUCAACUCGCCCACAUUAAGUGGUUUCGCUUUCGAAAAAUUAUUCAGUAGAAAAUCGUCAUUUUGCUUAUUUUCUAUUAAAAUAUUUGAAACAAUAAUUCCCUUGCGUAGCGCAAUUUAUCUAACAAACUCGUGAGAUCUACAAGUGGAUUUUUUUGCGAGAGCUUUCUAUACGGCAAACGCCUGCAAGGUUAAACCCACCCCUCCCCCCAAAAAAUGAAGAUACCCCACCCCUCCCCAAAAAAUAUCCUCAAGCCUUGAGAUUUUCGGAGGUUGACAGGUAUGUAGUAUGGUCUCCUAAAAUUCCUGCCAUGGUAUUUAUAGCAGGAAAAUAACGAAAUUUACUAUCUUAGAAACAGGUUAUUAAAGACACAAAAUUGUUAUAAUUGCCUUUUAUGAUCUUUAUUUCAAAAUAAAUGGUAAAAUCAUUAUUCAGUACAUAAAUGUACAGUAGUCAUCAAAAUGUUUAUUUAUAGAAAUCAAAAUUUAGUUGGAAAUGUAUAUAUAAAUAAAUGAUGAUUUUCAUUCACAA
Molecule: messenger RNA, 1424 nt
Organism: Nematostella vectensis (starlet sea anemone)
Lineage: Eukaryota; Metazoa; Cnidaria; Anthozoa; Actiniaria; Edwardsiidae
Product: transmembrane protein 106B
Exons: 7
Coding region: 112-891 (259 amino acids)
Source: RefSeq, a predicted model, not a curated record